Oncorhynchus tshawytscha (Chinook salmon) is the source of this 2504-nucleotide messenger RNA. It is a transcript of the gene abcd1, whose product is annotated as ATP-binding cassette, sub-family D (ALD), member 1. The transcript is spliced from 13 exons. Gene Ontology annotation, biological process: long-chain fatty acid import into peroxisome; very long-chain fatty acid catabolic process; fatty acid beta-oxidation. Gene Ontology annotation, molecular function: ABC-type transporter activity; long-chain fatty acid transmembrane transporter activity; ATP hydrolysis activity. Lineage: Eukaryota; Metazoa; Chordata; Actinopteri; Salmoniformes; Salmonidae. The record is from RefSeq and is a predicted model, not a curated record. Gene Ontology annotation, cellular component: peroxisomal membrane. The coding region runs from base 1 to 2175 and encodes 724 amino acids.
AUGUUGGAAGAAUGUCGGGGGUACACCGCUCCCAGUCCCUCCAUAAACUCUAAUGGGGUGCUACUGGAGGGGUCAGAGAAACAAGUUAAGAAGAAAAGUAGUAACUCUCCGGCUGUGAACCAGGAGUUUCUGAAGAGGCUAAGUCACCUGCUUCGUAUCCUGUUUCCCCAGCUGUUCUGUAAGGAGUUGGGUCUGCUAGGGUUCCACUCCCUGGCUCUCAUCUCAAGAACCUUCCUCUCUAUCUACGUGGCCAACCUGGACGGCAUGAUAGUGAAGACUAUUGUGAAGAAGGACCCCCAGGCGUUUGUGUGGGAGUUGACAAAAUGGCUGCUCAUUGCUGUCCCGGCCACCUUUGUGAACAGCGCCAUCCGUUACCUAGAGGGACAGCUGGCCCUGGCCUUCCGCACGCGCUUGGUAACCCACGCCUAUGAGCUCUACUUCAGCAACCAAACAUACUACCGCGUCAGCAACAUGGACGGACGCCUCGCCAACCCAGACCAGUCUCUGACAGAAGACAUGGUGAUGUUUGCUGGAUCUGUGGCCCACCUGUACUCCAACCUGACCAAGCCAUGUCUGGACGUGGUGGUGACCUGUUAUACCCUCCUCAGGACAGCGGAGUCUAAAGGAGCCAACACCACCUGGCCCUCCGUCAUCGCCGGCGUGGUCGUGGCAAUCACCGCCAAGGUUCUGAGGAUGUUCUCGCCGCGGUUUGGUAAGCUAGUGGUGGAAGAAGCCCGGAGGAAAGGAGAGUUGAGGUACAUGCACUCGCGCAUCAUCGCCAACUCGGAGGAGAUCGCCUUCUACGGAGGACACAAGGUGGAGAUGUCCCAGCUGCAGCGGUCCUACCACUCCUUGUCGUCCCAGAUCAACCUGAUCCUGUUUAAGCGUCUGUGGUACGUGAUGCUAGAGCAGUUCCUGAUGAAAUACCUGUGGAGUGCCUCGGGACUCGUCAUGGUGGCUGUACCAAUCAUCACCGCCACAGGGUACUCCCGAUAUGACUCUGAGGAUGUGAAGCAGUUGGCCAUGAAUUUGAAAGAGGAGGACCUAGUGAGUGAGAGGGCUCAGGCCUUCUCCACCGCUCGGAACCUCCUCAACUCCGCCGCAGACGCCGUCGAGAGGAUCAUGAGCUCUUAUAAGGAGGUGACUGAGCUGGCUGGCUACACAGCCCGCGUGCACGAGAUGUUCACUGUGUUCGAGGACGUGCGUGCGGGUGUGUUCCGUCGCUCUGCGGAGGGAGGAGAUGAGCAGACGGGGGGAGGAACACAGCUGGUGCAGCACGGCAUGAGGGUGGAGGGACCAAUCAUGAUACGAGGUCAGGUGAUAGACGUGGAGAAGGGCAUCAGCUGUGAGAAUCUUCCCAUCAUCACACCGACAGGAGACGUUGUAGUAUCCAGCCUCAACAUCAAGGUGGAGGAAGGUAUGCAUCUGUUGAUAACAGGACCUAAUGGCUGUGGGAAGAGUUCUCUGUUCAGGAUCCUCAGUGGUCUGUGGCCAGUCUAUGGAGGGGUGCUUUACAAACCACCCCCCCAUAACAUGUUCUACAUACCUCAGAGGCCGUACAUGUCAGUGGGAACCCUGCGAGACCAGUUGAUCUACCCAGACACCGAGACCGAGAUGGAGGAGAGAGGAUUCACGGACCAGCAGCUAGAGGGGAUCCUCGGAACCGUCAACCUGGUCUACAUACUGGAGAGGGAAGGAGGGUGGAGUGCAGAAAGCGACUGGAAGGAUGUGUUGUCAGGAGGAGAGAAACAGAGGAUUGGGAUGGCACGGAUGUUCUACCACAGGCCUAAGUAUGCCCUACUAGACGAGUGUACCAGCGCUGUCAGCAUCGACGUGGAGGGGAAGAUCUUCCAGGCAGCAAAGGAUGCUGGGAUAGCACUGCUGUCGAUAACCCAUCGACCCUCCCUCUGGAAGUACCACACCCACCUGCUUCAGUUCGACGGAGAGGGUGGCUGGCGCUUUGAGAGGCUGGACGCCUCCACACGUGUCUCUCUCCAGGAUGAGAAACAGAAGCUGGAGUCCCAGCUCUCUGGGAUACCCAAGAUGCAACAGCGCCUGUCGGAUCUCUGCCGCAUGCUGGGGGAGGACGCCACCCUGUCAGGAACCAGAGGAGAGGAAGCAGGGGAGGAGAAGGAAGCAGGGGAGGAGGAGAAACUGGAGGAGAAGGAAGAGUGAUGAACAAGGACAAUAGAAGGAUGAUGAUCAUCGGAUGGAAGGAUGGGAAUGAAAGAACUGUUGGCCCUGUCCAGAAACAACCCCCUGGGGCAUUUGUCCCCUUAGGCAAAGUGGAGCUGUACUCCUAUUGUUCCUAAUAGGUCCAGUCCUUUCAGAUCCUCUGGGGUGCUCAGGACAUCGUGUCUAGGUCCUAGAGGCUGGAUCUUCUAGUGUAUAAUGAGGUUCUGGACUUCCAUCCACUCAGAUGUGGCUGUUAGUCAACUGCGGCUCAGUUUUCUUUUCCACUAUCAGCAGUAUGGGAGGGGGAGGAGUUUCUAGGGGAGAGGGAG